Tricharina praecox is the source of this 965-nucleotide messenger RNA. RefSeq lists its product as uncharacterized. Bases 71 to 817 code for a protein of 248 amino acids. The transcript has 2 exons. The record is from RefSeq and is a predicted model, not a curated record. NCBI's taxonomy places the organism in Eukaryota, Fungi, Ascomycota, Pezizomycetes, Pezizales, Pyronemataceae.
GAUUUAGAGUUGGUUUGAUAAUCUACAUAACCGAUGGACCACCUCGGUUUCAUCCCGAGACUAUCACAAAAUGUCACUCGACAGAACCCGAUGUUCGCAAAUACCUUCCAUAAAACGGCGGUUCCAGAUGAGGGGUUUUAACCCCCAUUCGCCACGUCAUGCACAGAAGAACGCGAACAUCGACUUCUACCAACAUCUACCGCGAACGAGAUCACACUUUUCGACCGGGCAGUUACCCUUCAUCGCGCAUUCUUUAAGCCUCACUGAGCGCACAUCCUAUAUCCCGUCGCCAAUGGCAAAAAUGUUGCGGGAAAUUGACCAGGGCGCCAGUAAAGUCGGCAGGCUGAUCGCCGCGAACCCUCUUGUCAUCAGCAGCGCCAUCAGCGGCGCCACCAUCGCGCUUUAUCCCGAUCUCACUCUCGGGACUCUCCUCGAGCCGCUCGGAUUCACGGCCGAUGGCGUAGUUGCAGGUAACCCACACGUCUACCUACCCCACUCCAACCACACCGCUGACAGCGGGCGGGGCGGCGGGUACAGGCAGUCUUGCCGCGUCGGCGCAAUUGGCGCUCGGAAAUGUAGGCGCUGGCAGGAUUUUCGAUUUCUGCCAGAGUAUCGCCAGCGGGGGGAUCGAGACAUCGACGGUUGCGGCGGCCACGGGUGCUGCGGUCGCCACUGCGUUCCGGAUGGUGGCUGCUAUGAGGAAGGAGGCCGCCAACAAGGAGGAGGAGGAGGAGGAGGAGCCUGCCCACGACUACGAGGAGGAGUUUCGCAGCGAGCGCUCGUCCAGCCCGCCUCCUCCUCCUGCUGCUGCUUCUAGAACGGAUGGGCGCGGAGGAUGGGGCCCGGGUGGACACAGCCCCAUAUUCAUAGAUCACAGCAAAGUGUGCUGGCUGUGUCGUCUGAAGUGGGGACCCGAGUGUCCAGAUCUACCAAAAACCACCUGGGCCUGCGAACGGUGUGACACA